This is a messenger RNA of Leptopilina boulardi, 1378 nucleotides long. RefSeq lists its product as uncharacterized. The coding region runs from base 61 to 1257 and encodes 398 amino acids. The transcript has 2 exons. NCBI's taxonomy places the organism in Eukaryota, Metazoa, Arthropoda, Insecta, Hymenoptera, Figitidae. The record is from RefSeq and is a predicted model, not a curated record.
ACCUAACAGUAACAUACUUGUUAAACAUAAUUGUCAAUCAGUCUCUUUUUCAUUGUCAAUAUGUGUACUUUAGAUCAAAGCACAAAAAAAUGGUUAGAAGAAACUUUAAUUCCAAAAUUGAAAAUUUUUUAUUUUAAAUCCAAAUGUGAAGUGAAAUACAAAAUUUCAAUUCCCAAAGAUUCUUAUUUUAUAUCAAUGCUCUUUUUUCUUGAUUUACAAUUUUUUGAUAAUCAGAAAAAAUGUGAAAGCACGAUUCACUUAGUUGUAAAACGUCCAUCAAGUGAUAAACACAUUUCGGAAUAUGUCAAUUUUGAAUAUCUGUGUCACAAUGAAAUUCUUUUUUACACAAAUUAUUCGAAACUAUACAGUUGUUGUCCAGAAUUUGUCAUAUUAGAGCCACGAGAGGAAUUGUCAAUUAUUAUAGAAAAUUUAAGUUAUAAAGGUUAUCAUUUAAAUUCUGAUAAAGUUAAUGUGAGCAAUAAAUUUAUGUUAUCAGCUGUUUGUGAACUAGCAAAAUUUCAUGCUACUGGUUAUGUUUUAAAACAGAAAGAGCCAAUGAAAUUUUUUCAAAUUAUCAAAGAAAUCAAAAAUUUUGAUCAAUUGUAUUCAAAAAUGUAUAUGAAUCUUAUAAAUUGCACAAUAACAAGAGUAUUUCAAUAUCUUCGAAUUAAAAAAUAUGACAGACAUUUUUGUGACAAACUUGAAAUUUAUUUGAAAAAUCCAAGUUCAGUGAUGAUUGAAUUGAGUAAAGGAGUCGAACCAUUGGCAACAUUGUGUCAUGGUGAUUUUACAAUAAACAAUAUUCUUUAUAAGGAGGAAAACGAUAAUAUAAUUAUUAAAUUCAUUGAUUUUUCCAUGAUUAAUUAUUGUUCGCCAUUUAUUGAUUUUGCCGUUUUUUUAUUAUUAAAUGGAACUCGAGAGCAAAGAAGGGAAAAAUUUAACGAAAUUUUCAAUGCCUAUUGUGAUACAUUAUUAAAAUAUUUAAAAGAAUAUGGAAUUUCGAAUUUAGAAAUAUUUUCAAAAGAACGACUAUUAAAUGAUUAUAAACGUCAUGCAAUAAUUGGUUUUAUUAUUGCUUGUUAUUUUCGUCCAUGUUUAAUGGGAUGUUUUGAAAGUAAUAGUCAACAUUUAGAAGAAGUAACCAACGAAGAAAAAUGUAAACUUUUUACUUUAGUUGGAGGAGAUGAAGUAACUAAAAUGUUAGUUGAAAUGUUGUUUGAUUUAAAAGAAAUUGGCUGUUUAGAUCAUAUAUUGUAAAUAAUUCAAUUUAUCAAUAAAUUGUAUUCAAUAAUUAAUUAGUUUCGUUACAUUAUAAUUGAUGAUUAUAACUUUUGUUACCUAAUUAUCAUUAUUCAUAAUAAUUAAACUUUACAUUUAA